CUCAGCUCAAGGAGCUAAAGCACUGAUGAUUAUUCUUAGGAUUGUAUUAAUUUGUCAACGAGUCUACCCGAUCGUAGGUAUUCUUCGACAUCACAGUGAUUCCGAAACAGCAUUGACUGCUGUCAGGUGCAGAAUUAUAGCAAGAUCGUGAUUGGAGGCUGUAAACCGGGAGUCGUUUGAAGUAAGGCUUCGGAGACUGGAUCGAUCAACGUGCAGCUCUCGUGAAUCAACAUCAUCUUCAAGGAUGAACCGGGUAACCCCGAGGCGUCAAGUAUACAAUGGCUGAUUGUGGCAUCAGUAUCUUUAUGGUAGUCCCAAUGUCAACUCAAGGUGCUUCCCUGGACAAUGCCGAAAGGUUCAUUGUCACCGCUGUGCGUUUCUCGGAUGCAUCUAUGCAAUACGACACCAAUAAGACACAUGCACGCAGCCAGGUUUGGGGCGAUCAUGGUCAUAGGCUGUCCCAUCGAUGAGGCUACCUCAUAGCGUGGAAUGCAGCUAUUGGUGAGUGAGGUUCAGCGCUGUGCUCGCUAAGGUUGCGCUGGUGUGAUGUUCUAGGCUUCCGUGAUCAGUCCUAGGUCAUAACCCUCAGUUCGCUCGGAGGACAGUUCGAGAUAACGUUGACAAGGCCUUACCGAGUGGCACCUCGAAGCUUGCAAGCCCACAGUCUGGAACGUUGAUGGAGUGAUGGAGCAGGACAGCUUACAUCAAGUAGCAGCAAGUAAUGCUUCUCUGCACCGAUGUCUCGGGGUAUGUCCUCGCGCCCACCUCACCCAUCGAUUGUGAUCUCUCAAACAACCGCGAUCAAGGCCGCUUGGUUUCAAAAAAGUCGCGGACUCUGACCGAUGGUCGGAGGACUCCGGGUCCGAGGCCAUCGUGGUCGUCCUCCA
Serpula lacrymans var. lacrymans S7.9 is the source of this 887-nucleotide messenger RNA. RefSeq lists its product as uncharacterized. The transcript has a single exon. NCBI's taxonomy places the organism in Eukaryota, Fungi, Basidiomycota, Agaricomycetes, Boletales, Serpulaceae. The record is from RefSeq and is a predicted model, not a curated record. The coding region runs from base 279 to 470 and encodes 63 amino acids.